CCACGCGCACGCACACACACAAGCGAACCGACGUGCGCGCUCCCGCUGUGUGAAGCGACAAGAUGGCGGUCGCCGCCGGAUCAGUUGUCAAAGUCCCUCGCAAUUUCCGGCUGCUGGAGGAGCUGGAGGAAGGCCAGAAAGGUGUGGGAGAUGGCACGGUGAGCUGGGGCCUGGAGGACGACGAUGACAUGACCCUGACGCAUUGGAGAGGAGUGAUCCUCGGCCCCCAGAGGACGAGCUUUGAAAACAGGAUGUACAAUCUGAAAGUUGUAUGUGGGCCAGAAUACCCGGAGUCCCCACCGUUUGUCAAAUUUGUGACAAAGAUAAACUUGAAUGGCGUGCACACCUCCAGCGGCGAGGUGGACGUGAAUGCGGUGACUGCACUGGCCAAGUGGCAGAACUCCUACAGUAUCCGGAUGGUGCUGCUGGAGCUGCGACGGCUCAUGACCUGCAAGGAGAACACGAAGCUUCCUCAGCCGCCCGAGGGCCAGAUCUACAACAACUGAGCGCCUGCUUCUUCUGCCUCCAUCGCCCCCUCUACUCUGUUUUUGUUUUGCUUUCAUCUCUUUAUCUCCGCCAUGUGACAUCCUGUCUCAUGCCAACACCUUGACUGAGCGCGCACACACACACGCACACACACACACACACAAUCAAACAGCGGAACAUGAGGUCCAGAUGAAUACAUGCAAACACACAUUUAUCAGUACACACACCCAGCAGAAGACCUGAAAGGUAACAAGUACAGGCAAAUCUACAUACACAUACAGACACACUUGAGCAUCCAUGAAAGUCACCCCCCCCCCCCCCUCCCCCCUCACUGGAGGUCUGGGUGGACUCGAUGUGACGAGGCACGUGGUGUCCUCAGUCCACACCAGAUGUGAUCGUUUGAAUACUGUACAUGUUACUAAUCUUUCUUUUUGUAUUAUUAUUUGUUAAAAAUGCAGAUUGUACAAUAACAUAAAUAAUCUUAUUGAGUGUA
Pungitius pungitius (ninespine stickleback) is the source of this 979-nucleotide messenger RNA. RefSeq names its product ubiquitin-conjugating enzyme E2 variant 2-like. The transcript is spliced from 4 exons. The record is from RefSeq and is a predicted model, not a curated record. Gene Ontology annotation, biological process: protein K63-linked ubiquitination; DNA damage tolerance. NCBI's taxonomy places the organism in Eukaryota, Metazoa, Chordata, Actinopteri, Perciformes, Gasterosteidae. Gene Ontology annotation, cellular component: nucleus. The coding region runs from base 63 to 506 and encodes 147 amino acids.